UGUACAAUGUGGGGGUGAGGGUGGGGGAGAUUAAUCUGUUUGUUAAAGCCUUAAUGAAUAUUUAUACUUCUGAUCUUUGAGUGGCUACAUUUCCUGCACCCAUGACCUUAGCGAUCUUCAUAUUAUCAGUAGGAUCUGAUGAGACUCUGAAAGCCUGACCAGUCUCUGUCUUCUGUGUCACUUAAGGAUUAUAAGGUACUGCAGUGACUGAAAUGGACAAGGGCUCUGGUUACUGGUAAACAUAGUAAGCUAUAUACAAUUCUCAUUCCUAUCCUCACCCUUACCCUAACUCUAUGUUCUGGUAAGAGUUUAAUCGUCAUUAACAAAUACUUACACAGCCUUUACAAAUUCCAAAAUUCUUCUAGAUACUGCCACAAAAAGAUAUUUAGAUCAGAUGGGCCCUAAUUACUAUAAAUUUAAGGUUCUGGUGUCCAAAAAUGACAAAACAAGGUAAAGAGCCUUCUUUAGGAAAUGCCUUAAUUCCCUUUAUUACUGUCUUGGAGUGUUUUAUGUAGCAGUGAUUUGUUCAGUACUUUUCCAUCGUUGUCAGUAAUUGUAUAUAGAGCAUGAGUUUUGUGCUAUGUGUUAAGAACUCCAAAUUGAACAAGACCAGAGACCUGCCCUUUAGGGGCUCACAGGCUAUUGCAGAUAAACAUAUACUAAUAAUUGGAACAUGACGUUGUGUGACGACCAACAAAAAUAUGUACAAGAUAUAAUGGUGUACAAAGAAGGCAGUUUGUAGCUCUAUUUAGGUUGGCCAGGGAAACUUUCACAAAUGUGGAGGUGAUUGAACUUGGUUUUAAAGGAAAAUUAGGAGCUCACCAGGGCCAAUUAGGUGGAGGGGAUGAGGAGCAUAAUAUAAUUGGUGAAGAGGUAUUUAAAUGUGAAAAUAAACAGGUUAUGGAAGUAACAAGUCAGGUAGGGGUACCCACAGCAAGUUUGGCAGAGACAUAAGAGAUUCCAUAAAAUGCCCUGGGAAAGGAGAGCAGGGCAAGAUCAUACUUAGUUGAAUAUUAUGUAAGGAAAUUUUAUCUUUGGAAGGAUUACUGGAUGAGUAAGGAUUUAUGGGAAACUCUCAAGGAUUACUAGAUGGGUAAGACUUUCUGGGAAACUCUCAAAUAAUAUCAAUUUAUCUAGGCAAACCUGAAAGCAAUCCUUACUCCUAGAAUGACUAUAUAGAAAUUUUAUAGAUUUAAAAAAAUAUUAUUGGACGUGCUUCUGUGUCUACUUUGACUAAUUUAUCUUCCCAACAGGGUUACUUUUGUGAGCGAGAGGCAGCACUAGCUGGAUGGGACAUUGGAACGAUAGGAAUAAGCCAAGACUGUCCCACGCAAACCAGAGCAUAUGACCAACCAACCUUGAUCCAAGUGGGCUGACAGCUCAGGUGGAGAAAUCUUAGUUCCUGCUCUCUAGACACUCAUCCUGAGAAAGGGGGGGUAGGUAUGAUAUGGUGGAACAUUCUGUGACUGUGAACUCCAUAUUUGGGAACGUAGGUGGGGAUAGACUUGGAUUUCCUGUCUGUCCAUGUGGGUUAAAAUGAGAGUUCAGAAUGCUGAUUACAUUUAAAACUCUAGCUCAUCUUGAAAGAACCUGUGGGAUACAGACCACUGAACAAAGAAGUUCUGUUGCCUCUUUCUCUUGGGAAGUCUGUAAACAUGAAGCUGUUUCUGGUUCUUAUUAUUCUGCUGUUUGAGGUACCCACAGAUGGGGCAGGACUCAAAAAAUGCUUUAAUAAUGUAACAGGCUACUGCAGGAAGAAAUGCAAAAUAGGGGAAAUCUAUGAAUCGAAAUGUCUAAAUGGGAAAUUAUGUUGUGUUAUUGAAGAAGAAAACAAAACACAUUUGAAAGCUUACAAGCCGAAAGAACCUGAUAACGAUGCGUUUGAUGAGAAGAUGGACUACCUUAUGCUGCCCACUGUCACCUAUUUCACAGUCAUGCCCUAAAGCAAGCCCAUGUCUCACUGGUCUACACUCUUCCUAAAUCAGAAAUGCUGCCUAAUCCAGCAGGCUGCAGCAAGAAAUUUAUCUGCUUCCUUCUGUGAACUUGA
This is a messenger RNA of Microcebus murinus (gray mouse lemur), 2047 nucleotides long. It is a transcript of the gene DEFB128, whose product is annotated as defensin beta 128. NCBI's taxonomy places the organism in Eukaryota, Metazoa, Chordata, Mammalia, Primates, Cheirogaleidae. Gene Ontology annotation, cellular component: extracellular region. The record is from RefSeq and is a predicted model, not a curated record. Gene Ontology annotation, biological process: innate immune response.